Molecule: messenger RNA, 1356 nt
Organism: Aureobasidium uvarum
Lineage: Eukaryota; Fungi; Ascomycota; Dothideomycetes; Dothideales; Saccotheciaceae
Source: the annotation of a GenBank genome assembly
AUGAACAUCAAUCAACCUCUUAGUGGGCGAGGCCUAGCCAUCCCUUUCACCAAGGCCGCCAACCCUAAUGCUGAUCUCGAUGAUGGUGACCUUCGUCUGCCCUUCAUCAAUCGCAUUCCGGAUAACAUCAGGAACCAUUUCAUCGCCAUGUGUGGUGAAUUUGUCGGAACCGUGCUCUUCCUCUACUUUGCUCUGUCUGGUGCCCAGGUCGCAAACAGUGUCAACACAUCGAGUGGCCAGUCCAUCACUGAGACCGGUAGCAACCCCCAACAGCUACAAUACAUCGCCCUGAGUUUUGGUUUCUCUCUGGCUGUCAAUGCUUGGGUUUUCUUCCGUAUCAGUGGUGGACUUUUCAACCCUGCUGUUACUUUCGGCAUGUGUCUGAUCGGUGCACUUCCCUGGGUUCGUGGUGGCCUCUUGUUCAUCACUCAAAUUCUCGGUGGAAUGGCGGCCGCUGCUCUGGUAUCAUGCAUGUUCCCUGGCGAGCUCAAUGUCCGUACUACUCUGGGUGGAGGUACUACUAUCGUGCAAGGUCUUUUCAUCGAAAUGUUCUUGACCGCACAGCUGGUCUUUACCAUCUUCAUGUUGGCCGCCGAGAAGCACAAGGGUACCUUUAUUGCUCCCGUUGGUAUCGGUCUUUCGCUCUUCAUCGCCGAACUCACCGGAGUUUUCUUCACUGGCGGUAGUCUCAACCCUGCCAGAUCUUUCGGACCCGCUGUUGUCAACCUCGAAUUCUCGGGCUAUCAUUGGAUAUACUGGGUCGGUCCUGUACUCGGUUCUAUCGUCGCAGCCGGAUUUUACAAGUUUAUCAAGAUCCUGGAGUACGAGACCGCAAACCCCGGACAAGACAUGGAUCACGCAGCCAAGGUUGAGAAGAGAAAGAACCUGCUGAUCGCCGCUGGUAUUAACGAAGUCGAUGCCCACCACGUCGCCAACGAGCUCCAGACCAACCAAGUGGUUACCGAAAAAGGCGGACCAGAUGGUGCAGUUGUGGCCAACGGUCAAGGUCGUCGCGGCUCCGGAGAAGACACCGCCAUGUACGGUACCGGAUUCCGCUCCAACUCACAUCAGCACACUGGCUCUACCAGCUCAGGAGAGACGGCUGUUGUUCGUAGACCUCAGGCCGUCACCACUGGAAGCCAGCUCGGCCGUUUCAGUUACCUUGGUCGUGCCGGUUUGCAGCAACCAAGAAUGAACAGUAUCGUCAAUGAGUCGAGAGUGGAUAGCCCUGCCAUGACUACGAACGAAGAGCUGUAUGCUCCUCUAGCCGCAGGUGGCGAUGAACCGCUUGGCGGGUUGGUUGCAGACCAUGACCCAAGAUACCGCUACUCUAGAACCAUCAGCAGUGGUGUCUAG